CCGGGGCAGGGCGGGGGGCGGGGGGGCUCGCCGCGACAAACCGCGCUGCGAGGGAGCCCUGCCGCGGCCGGAGCCAUGUUCCCGCAGAGCCGGCACCCCACCCCGCACCAGGCUGCGGGCCAGCCUUUCAAAUUCACCAUCCCGGAGUCGCUGGACCGCAUCAAGGAGGAGUUCCAGUUCCUCCAGGCACAGUACCACAGCCUUAAAUUGGAAUGUGAGAAACUGGCAAGUGAAAAGACAGAAAUGCAGAGGCACUAUGUGAUGUAUUAUGAAAUGUCAUAUGGAUUAAACAUUGAAAUGCACAAACAGACAGAAAUCGCCAAGAGAUUGAAUACAAUUUGUGCACAAGUCAUCCCAUUUUUGUCUCAGGAACAUCAGCAGCAAGUGGCCCAAGCUGUAGAACGUGCCAAACAAGUGACCAUGGCUGAACUGAAUGCCAUCAUCGGGGUACGUGGCCUUCCAGGUCUACCUCCUACACAGCAGCAGUUGCAGGCUCAACAUCUCUCCCAUGGCCAUGGACCUCCAGUGCCUCUAACACCACAUCCAUCAGGACUUCAGCCUCCAGGAAUCCCUCCACUCGGAAGCAGUGCUGGCCUUCUUGCCCUUUCUAGUGCUUUGGGUGGGCAGUCUCACUUGGCAAUAAAAGAUGACAAGAAGCAUCACGAUGCAGAACACCACAGAGACAGAGAGCCGGGCACAAGUAAUUCUCUCUUGGUCUCGGACAGUCUGCGAAGCACAGAUAAACGCAGGAAUGGCCCUGAAUAUACCAAUGACAUCAAAAAGAGAAAGGUGGAUGAUAAGGAUUCCAGCCAUUAUGACAGUGAUGGGGACAAGAGUGACGAUAACUUGGUUGUAGAUGUAUCCAAUGAGGAUCCUUCUUCCCCAAGGGCAAGUCCCACUCAUUCACCACGUGAAAAUGGUAUAGAUAAAACCUCCCGCCUGCUGAAGAAAGACGCCUCUAGCAGUCCAGCAUCUACAGCCUCUUCAGGAAGUUCCACUUCCCUCAAAUCCAAAGAAAUGAGUCUGCAUGAAAAAGCCAGCACGCCUGUUCUGAAAUCCAGCACACCAACUCCUCGAAGUGAUGUGCCAACCCCAGGCACUAGUGCAACUCCAGGACUUCGUCCAGGCCUUGGCAAGCCUCCAACAAUGGACACUCUGGUUAACCAAGCUGCUGCAGGUUUGCGGACACCAUUGGCAGUACCAGGACCAUACCCUGCUCCGUUUGGAAUGGUACCUCAUGCUGGCAUGAAUGGAGAGUUAACCAGUCCAGGGGCAGCCUAUGCCAGUCUGCACAAUAUGUCACCCCAGAUGAGUGCUGCUGCUGCUGCAGCUGCUGUGGUUGCCUAUGGAAGAUCUCCUAUGGUUGGGUUUGAUCCUCCUCCUCACAUGAGAGUACCUGGAAUCCCUCCAAAUCUAGCAGGGAUUCCUGGGGGAAAACCAGCCUACUCCUUUCACGUUACUGCAGAUGGUCAGAUGCAGCCGGUUCCUUUCCCUCCCGAUGCCCUCAUCGGUCCAGGAAUCCCUCGCCACGCCCGUCAGAUCAACACUCUGAACCACGGGGAGGUUGUCUGUGCAGUUACCAUCAGCAACCCCACGAGACACGUGUACACGGGUGGGAAGGGGUGCGUCAAAGUCUGGGACAUCAGCCAGCCUGGCAACAAGAGUCCUGUCUCUCAGCUGGACUGCCUGAACAGAGAUAACUACAUCCGCUCUUGUAAAUUGCUGCCUGAUGGAUGCACCCUAAUAGUUGGCGGGGAAGCCAGCACAUUAUCCAUAUGGGACUUGGCAGCACCAACUCCUCGUAUAAAAGCAGAGCUGACAUCCUCAGCCCCUGCCUGCUACGCUCUGGCAAUCAGCCCUGAUUCCAAGGUAUGCUUUUCCUGCUGCAGUGAUGGGAACAUCGCGGUGUGGGAUCUGCACAAUCAGACAUUGGUCAGGCAAUUCCAGGGCCACACAGACGGAGCCAGCUGUAUUGACAUUUCUAAUGAUGGUACCAAGCUCUGGACAGGAGGUUUGGAUAACACUGUCAGGUCCUGGGACUUGAGAGAGGGGAGACAGCUACAACAGCACGACUUCACAUCACAGAUAUUUUCCCUUGGUUAUUGUCCUACUGGUGAAUGGCUAGCUGUGGGAAUGGAGAGCAGCAAUGUAGAAGUGCUACAUGUAAAUAAACCAGACAAAUAUCAGCUGCACCUUCAUGAGAGUUGUGUAUUGUCACUCAAGUUUGCUUACUGUGGUAAAUGGUUUGUGAGUACUGGAAAAGAUAACCUACUUAAUGCAUGGAGAACUCCCUACGGAGCCAGUAUCUUCCAGUCCAAAGAAUCUUCAUCAGUGCUUAGCUGUGACAUCUCUGUGGAUGAUAAGUACAUAGUCACUGGCUCUGGAGACAAAAAGGCUACAGUCUAUGAAGUUAUCUACUGAAAAAUAUGAUGGGGAUAUAACUUUUAGAAGUUGAACUGGGCCAAAAUUGUUCUUAAUGGUAGAAGUAGAAAAGUUUUGCCUUUUAAAAAGGAACAAAAGUAUUGAGGUUCCAGACCUUGCCAUGAAACUACUCCGAUUUUUCAAAAUAGAAGGCAACAUCCAGCAACUAAAUAUUGGCUACAUGGACCAAACGGAACACAGUGGAAAGAUGGACAGAUGUGGCCUAGGUUUUUGACAUAGUUUUUAAAAGCUGAGUCUACUGAAGAAUGUUGGAGCCUUUUAUUUUUUUCUUUCUUUGUGACCUCAUGCAAAUUGUUCUCAUUGCCUGAAUAUGGGGGAUAAAUACCUUUCUGUUCCUUGCAGUUCAAGUUGCAUUCUGUCCUGUGUAGAGCAGUGGUGUCUCAGAUGAACUUGUUUCCUGGUUUUGCAUCUUGUGAUAUGUUUUUGUAUUUUUUGUUGAAGGUCAAACAUUUGUAUAAAUUGUAAAUAUAUUUAGUUUAUUACAGUAAAGGCUUUAGUACCAACAACCAGUCUUCCCCCCUGCCCACUCCCUGCCCACCUUGCUUAUUUAAAAUUAAAAACCUUUGGGGAUAUAAGUACCUUUUUAGAAGCAAAACAAACACUAUGUAUAGUUUGAAAAUGGUGUCUUAUUCUUUAUAACUCUUCCUAGAUUCCUUUAUCAUACUUCAAAGUAGUUGUUUUGACAUAUUAGGGUAUCAAGUCCAGUAGAUACUGUCUUGUGCUACAGAAAACUUAAAAGGCAAUUUUGUACUAAUUAUAGUGUAAAUAUAAAAAUUGAACAUUUCAUAAAGUUGUGCAGUUUAUUUUAAGUUUAUUCUGAUGUCCCAUGUAUAUGUUCUUUGGCAGAUACAGUAAUACAUGCCUGAUCAUAACUCAUUUGGUCAUUUCUCUAGAAGAAGAGGUGACUUCCCUCUCCUUUCUCCCCUAGCUGAACAGAAUUCAUACAAGACUGCAUUUCAACUAAGUAUAUCAGAGCCUUUGUUCAUUAAGUGAGGAUGUCUGUGAUUAAACAAAGCUAUAUAAGUUGCAUCCUUCUGUUUUACAGAGAAGUGGUAGUUAAUGACCAUUUCCUUUUAAUGUCUUGUCUAUACUUAGAUACUCAGGUAAAUUUACUUAAAUUACCAAAAGUGUGAGCUUUACAGGGGGAUCACUUAAACAAUGUUAAAUACUUGCAGAGCUGCAAGUGAAGUGAAUUAACCUAAACUAAGUUAAACUCACUUCUUAAUUUCUUGUGAGAAUAUUGACAAAGGAAUAUUUUGAUUUUUAACUAAUCCACUGGACAAAUUAAUUAGAAUUAAUUUUCCUGAGUGUCCCAUGUCACACAGGCCUGUAGGCUCUAUAUAUUCAUACUGAGCAAUCUUUGAGUCCCUUCCACUGUUGCUUCAGUGUGUGAUAUCUGUGGAGAGUCAUGCUAAGCAGCCAGUUACCAAAGCUAUGCAUCUUCAAAUCAAGUUGUCUUGGUGUACUCAAGAGAAAUGGAUGAGGAGAGAAUGUGUACAUUUUAUUCUGUUUUUUCAGAUUAACUAGUUGUACCACUGUGUGCCAGACAAACCUAGUUAUUGUACCAGUGAGGGACAUACAUUUCCUACAUUCUGUAAUUUAAUUAGAAUUUCUGUUGCUAGUGGAGAGGACAGAUGGACAGGAGAAUAUCUUUAAACAAAUAAUACAGAUUAUUUGUUCAGAAACUGACAGACAGGUUAAGACUCAUCUGUGAAGAGAUACUUUCUCAUUUUGCUAGCAUUUGACAGUGACCUAUACCCCUGCUCUUUCAAAGACAAGUAGCUAGGAAGAAACAAGUUUGACUGACAGAUGCAUUGACUGGAUAGGGAAUUUCUCACCUGGGGGCAAAUUUUCUCUCAAUUUCCAGUCUGAAGAGACAUCAGUUUUCUUUUCAAUUUACAUGACCGUUCUACUGAAACCAUUUUAUAGCAUCUAGAACUGUAAUAGCCUUAAUGCAGUAAUUUUGCAUUUGGAAUGUAAAAUGUUAACCAGUCAGGAUUAUCUGGUCUCCUAGACAUUUAAAAUUAGUGUUCUAUCCAUAUAUAUCUAUAUCUGUCUAUUGCUGUGUUGUGAAUAAUCAUCUGUAUGAAAAUGACAGAUCCGCUUAUGUGGUGGUCAUGUUCACACAUAGUGAAGCAAAAAGCAGAAUCAUCAGACUUUACAAAGAAAUAAUUAUAUUUGCCACAUUGAAAUACUGUGAUGUGCUAUGCCAUUUUCAACGGUAAGUUUAAAAAAAUAAUAUGUAAUGGGUUACUUAUUUUUAUGCUGACCCUGUUUUCAUACUGAAAUUUUUCCAAACAUCUGACUCUGACAAUGAUCACUGAGUUUGUUCAGCAGCACUGGCAGAUCUGAUAUAGUUAGCAUUAUUUGGAUUUCUUCCAAACCACUAUCACCUUGCAUAUAUUUUAUAGGUGUUCUUUUGCCUUUCUUAAAAGUUGAUAUCAGAGGAAACAAGGAAUGCAAGUACUCUAACAAAUACAUGUAACUUUAAAAAAAAUAUACACAUGUAUAUAGUGGAUCUGCUCUAAGUUGUGACAUAGUGGUUGUUAGUAAGACCACAUUCUUGGCAGUCAGAAGGUUCAAAACCAUAGUGUCAAGAAAAUAAUGAAAUAUGUUGUCUGUUCUUGUUAGCUUCUAGAAUGCACAAUGAGUCAGAGCAAUUACAGAAUUGGAUGUUAUUUAUGCAUGUGAAAGAAUUUAAUCGUAUUUGUACCAUAUGUUUUUUGGUUGUAAUUAAGAAAUUACUUCUUUUUUUUCCCCAAUCAGACCUACUUUAAGCUUUGGGUUGGAAAACGUGGGGACACAUCAUACAAUAGUCCUCUCAAUUUUCUGUUUCAGGUUUUACUUACACUUCAUGAAACAUUUUUUUUUCAUCUGUCAAACAGUAGAGCCUAUUCCACCAGCAGAUGUAGCUUUUAAUGAAAAGAUACAUUUGGUGAAAUCUUGGCGUGUCUGCCUACAUUACUGCUUACAAGAUUUAAAACUUGUAGAGCUUAAAAGUUCUGUAAGUUCUUACAGCCCUGUAUAAAGUAGUGGGUAGAAAUGGAUAUUGAAUGAAGAAACAGAUCAACCCAGACCAGCAGUAACAGAAGGGCACAGGGAAAAACACAUGGAAAAAAGAGGUACAGCAGUAACUAUAGUGUAGGUAAUUAAUAUGUUUUUGUCAAUUUAAUUACAAUCCUAAAAGAUUCCUUUGAUUAGCCCCUUUCUGGGACAGUCUUUGCUUGCUGGGUGGCCCUCAGUAUUCAGAGAUGUCUGAAUGCCACUCUGGCAAACACUAGUGCCAGAUAGAAGCAGGGAGUUCUUACAAAUAACAUAUUGGAUGUCAGUGCAAACAAUAACUGAUGAAGAGGAGAUUUGUGGUAAUAUCAACUCAACUGAACAAAAUCCUUUGCCAGCUCUAAUAUGUGUGUUUUGAAUAUGUGCACUAGGCAUAACCUUUUAUAAAUCAGUUGUGCAGAAAAUCAUUAUAUUAUUCCAUACAAUGCAUUUUUCAGUGUGUCAGCAUACCUCUUUUGAUUAUAGUUCCAAGCAAAGGUAGUUCCUCACAUCAACCCACAAGCCGCUGGUCCUUGAGAGAGAAUUUUCAUCCCCAUUAAUUCCUUUAAACUCGUUUGGCAUUUCAAAAGCUUUUGUUCUUUUAAAGGGAAGAGGGAGCACCAAAUGAAUAUGAAGUUCAUAGAAUGUUAAAAUAAUAGUGUUAUUUUUUAAUAUAAACACCAAAGUAGAAUCUGUCAUCUAGUCCCACACAUACUUCUGUGUAUAAACAAUUGACCAUUAUUUUUCUGUCACAUCUUUGUACUGAUGAUGCAGGUAGAAUUUUGGAAAUGCCUAAGUAACUUAAUAAUUUAAACACAAAAUGACAAACUGAUUUUUUUUUGGUGAUUGUUUUGUUUUUUUGUAGAAAGACUACCCCACUUACGAGCCUGUGGGAUCAUGUAAUCUAGUUAGAGUAGCUCUUCAUAUUUUCUAUUAUAUUCGUGCAAUUUUGAGUCAGUGGGGAAGUUCCACCAUUCUGUUGAUUAAGAAAGGUGGAUUUUAAUGUUUUCAGGAUAAAGAAGAGUACCGAAUUCAGAUUUCGCACUACUGAUAAAAUAUUUACCCCUUACGCCACUUCACUGGAGAAGCUGGACUGGCUCCAACUGUGUUGUAUCUUUGAAGGAUUUUUUUUUUUUUUUUCCUGCCAUAAGUGCAUAGAAAGAAUGUGAGAAUGUAGGUCUGUACAGGACUUGAGUCAUGACAUCCUGCCAGAGAGAGGUCUUUCAUCAUGGAGUGGGAAAGAUGAAGCAGCUCACAGUAGGACCUGAUGAACACCAGAAUGAAAGAAAGGGUUCAUGGCAGGGAAUACACGGAGGGAUGAGGGAGAAUGGAAACAUUACACACAUAUUAGUGGUAAUCUAACAUGUAAUCUACACAAUUCACCUGCAAUGAGAUUUCAGUAUGCAAUUUCACUGACUUCUAUUUCUCUGAAGUUGUUCAGAUGUUUCUGUGUAGUAAUUCAAGGACACCAGCGCUGUGUACUGGAACUGGAAGUGGGCAUUUCUUUGACAUCCAUAAGCAGUCCUCUAAUCCUAAGAGGAAAGAGAGUUAAAUCACAGCCAGUUCUCAACAUUUCCCAUUACCUAAUAUUUUUGUAGCUCAAGAUCAGCUUUCCAGCAAUUGAUAAUCCCAUUUUCAGCUACAUGCUCCCAGAUGUCCCAUUGCAGCUUAAGUGCUUAGUGCAGCAUGGUAGAUUUUGCUAGGGAAACUAGACAUAUAGGAACUGGGUGCUUUAAAAAUCUGCCCUGUGGGUCUAGUUUACUGACAUUUCUGAGAAGUUUACUCAGAAUUUCUGUUCAACUAUAUAGGAGAGCUCAGACACUGAUUUAAACAUUUUUCUAAACCACCAAAACUGCUUUGAACACACUUUAAGCACAUGGGUGUAGAGGGUUUUUUGCUUUUUUGUGCUGAAUUAUUUCAUUUUUUCUUGCAUAUCUUUAAAAAAACUACAAAUAAAAUACAAGAAAACACAAAGGGAAAUAAGAAUGAAUGAAUAAUUGUUUUUAGAGGGCAGAAUGUUCUAAAAGAUGCUAUAUCUCAAAACAAAAGAACCUAUUUCUUCUACAAUAUAUUAAUUCUUGAGAGAGUUGGAUUUGUGUUUCCCUGGAGCUAAAGUUCUAUUCUCAGAAAACUAAAUGCCAAAAAAUUGGUGGUAUGGUGCCAGUUUUAGUUACAAUUUUUGAGCAGUUUUGUUGUUUUUUCUUCCCCCCCCCCCCCCCCCCCCCCCCCCCAUAUUACUUUUUGCCAGGACCCACAGUUCACUCCCAGAAGCUGAACAACAGGCUGUGCCCUUUCUGGUUUAUGUAUUAGUACGAAUUUUGUUGCUAACAAGUCUGUUGGUGAUAUGUAGACUACAGGAAAAUAUGACUGAAUCUUUUAGUGGAUAGCUGCAUAGAUAAUAUCAUAAUAUCAGCCAGUGUAUGUUGUAAUCAUUUCCCUUACUCUGAAGCAAGCACCCAGAGAUAAGAUAGCGUCAUUGUUCCAUACUCAUACUUCUAUUGUUUGUGGAAUUGCUAGUCAGUGUAGUUCACUUGCCAUAGAAGAACUCUGUUGUGGCUUCUGAGGUAAAACUUAAAUUUUGAGAUCUUUCCUCUCCUGAAAUUUCACAUAUAAUUUUGUCUACAGUAAGGUUAUGUUGAUUCAUAGAAGAGAUGCUGCAAGGAGCACUAGACAGUUGCUGUUGCGUAGAGUUUGGCAAGGAUUGCCUUUGCUGUGUUCACAGUACAAAGGUGUAGUAUCUCUUGAACCUCGUCUCUAUCUGUUUUCUGCCAAGAACGACUUAGAGGUAAAGAUAACAUGUAGUUUAGAGAUUAAUUAAUCAAACAUACUGUUAUCAUUAUCCCUUUUGUAUAUUCUGUCAUUAGCAUAAAAAAUUGAGAUGUUAGCCUGUAACUGCAAAUAAUAAAUGCUAGUUUUCCUUCAAGGACCAAUUUUAAUGGUAGCUUAAAAAAGCAGAAUUAAAGGAUCAUAAAUAGAAGUUAACCCAUAGCAUUGGGAAACUUAGAAAUCACUUGUUACUUUUCUGGUAGUGAGCCUAAUUUGUUUAAAAUAAAAUCCAUCUGUUCAUUUCACAGUAUUUGUCCCACUUCCUUACAGCAAUCCACAGUGGAUUACCCCAUUACUUUAAAAACUGCAAUUAUGAUAAGCUAAUAACUCUUGUUUUGUGGUUUGCUGUAGCAAGAUAUUUUGGAGAGCAAUGAAACUUCCCUUUACUCUUAAAAAGUAAUCAGCUAUUAUUAUUUUUUGCAGUUGGACCUGAGUAUUUUCUUAAUUGUGUUUCAAGUAAAUAUGCAAUCUGAUGGCUUUGCAAAUUCAGAAUAUUUUUGAUUGUUGAUUAAUCAGCCAAACACUGCUGUUAAGUAUGUAAAUGACCUUAAUGUCAGUUUGGUAUUUGCUUAGCAUGCCAUGCAUGCAACAAACUUUGGAGUCAUUCAACUUUUGUGGCUACAUUAAAUUUACUUCUUGAAAUAAGUUUCCUUUUCAUACAGGGACCACUUUACUACUGUGCUUCCCUGUGUUUCCUCCUGAAUAUGUAUUAGUCCUCUAGAGAUGUUUUAAUGCGUUACACAUACAUAGUGCUUCUACCUUUCUCUGUCUUUCUGAUUGUUAAUUAUGUGAGAUGUGUAUUUCUGACAGCAGUUGAGUGAAUAUUUGCUAAUCUAUGAUACAAUUGAGUUUUUGAAUGUGUACUUCAAGAAGUUGAUAGACUUGUAUAGAGAAAUCAUUAAUUUUCAUUUGUUAAAUUCAAGAUUCUUAAGUCCUGAUACUCUUUUGUGUUUUUAUCAGUGAAUCUGUUUAAGGAAGUACUUCUGGUUUUGAAUGGUUUUCAUAGCCUUUUUAUUUGUUUAUGUAGACACUCUUCUUUGUUGAGUGCAAGUUAUUGACCUGGUACUCUAUUUAUAAUUCUGCCUGGUUCUUGAGUAUUUUAUCUAGCUGUAACUUAUUAAAAACCACAAAUAUGAAAUGGGGAUAUUAAUGACAAGUGGUUUAAAUGUGAGAGUUUCAAAAUGCAUGUUAGAAUAUUUCAACACUUUGUUCACUGUAAUUUUACAUUUUUCCAUUACUGAGUAAUUAAAAAAAUCCUUAGGGUUGAAUUAUAGUAAAAUUUUAUACAUCUCAGUACUAAUUUUGUCUCCCAGUGGACAGCAAUAAUUUAGAUGGGAUUGUUUUUAUUCUACCUAAUUUAUUCUUAUUGGGGGGAAGGGGAAAAUACUAACCUUGCAAAUUUUGCUAACUAUAAUAAUUUCAUUAAUAUUGUUGGUUGUUUUUAAUAAUCUCCAUGCCUUCAGAAAUUUGUUCUUCUAUAUUUUGAAGAAAAACAUACAGAUAUACAGGGUUCUGUAAUAGAAUGUGUUUACAGUAUUUAUCCCCUGGGUUUGCUGUAAUAUUAAGGGGAAGUACAGUGACAGAUAUAACUUGCAAUAGUUGCUAGUGUUAUGUGCCUUUGAAUAAUUUUCUUUAAUUCAUUAAUUUUUUUAUAUCUAGGUGAGGGUUAGCAGCUUUAAAUCAGUUAAUUUCUAUUAAAGUGGGGAUGGUGAUACAUUCUUAGAGCUUUACUAGUUUUACUAACUUUAAAUGAUUUAAAAUCUGUAUGGUAAAUGGUUGUAUGGAUGGUUUUGAACAGACCGUAGACUGUUCAGUUUAACUUUUUAGGUUUCAAGCACUACUAGUGUAGAGGGAGAACUUAACAGUCAUAUAUGGCGCUUUUUUAUGCUUUCAUUUUGUACUAUAUAUGAUCAGUGAGACUUUCUUAUCACAAUAGGUAUGUACACUAUAGUGGCUUUUCUAAAUGUUCCCAUAAUUUGCACUGUGUGAUCCAUAUGAAUUUAGCUUACAAAUCAAUCCCUUUCUGUAGGCGUCUGCUUUGUACCUUGACAAGUAUGAAAAUAAUCAAAAAUGUCACUGUGUUUGACAGUGAGACUGUGUGUUUCUCUGUUUCUGAGUGUGAAUAUCAUUUAGCAAGGCUGGUCUAGUUAAAAGGCAGUUAAACUAGUAAUCAUACGUGAUCUGUGUUUAACUGUCGUUUGUAGAAAAAAUGCUACAAAGUGAUAUAUGGUGAUAACAAAUUCAGAAGGAAAAGAAUAUGAAAUUCAGACAGCAGCUUGAAUGAUUUGCUGUUAGCAUGGGGCCCAAUAACACUACAAAGCUAUAAACUCUGUCUUUCUAGAUUGCCCAGUUAGGUGGCAGAGAUGCAAUUUGUCUUUUCUGAAGCCGCCUGCUGCUUGCUAGCUCCAUCUCCUGUCACAGCCUAUUAGCUCCCCAAGAAAAUUGGUGGGAAAUUGCCUGCAGAUUGUAGGAAAUUGCAUACCCAGGCCCUGGAAAAAAUGUAGGAUAGCACACCACUGAUCCUCCCAGAGCAGCUAUUAAUACAGCAGAAGCUGACCUUUGGCAUGGUGUGAAACGACUUUGCUAUUUCCUGAAUAAAGACUGUAUUAUGCGUGGUUGAAGGAGGGUACAAAUUGUUAUCCUAGCUAUGCUUGUAGCCAGCCUGCUCCAGGAAGCUUAAGCAUUAGUGAUAGGUUUUACUCUCCCCCGCUCCUUCCUAUUGGAAGAUGGGAGAUGAGAUGGUAGAGCCUUAUCCAGAAAUUUCAUUGUAUAGAUGGGCAAAAGCCACCGUGUAUCUAAAUGAUGUUAGUAAAAAUGAAAUUCAAAGGUUUAGUGACAAACCAAAAGAUAAUUUAUGGAGCUUAUCUCAAAAAAAUUGAUAAUUGCCUCUGCUUGGUCUAGCCUCGGUCAGGGUAGAAACAACUUUUUAGCUAUUUCAUUCUAUGUGUAUAUCCAUAAUAAAUAUUUGAUUUUGGAGCAGUUACAGUGAAAUGGAGCCGAUUCGUACUGUAACUGCUGAGUGUAAAAGCCAUGGGACACACAUUAGUUCUGAUAGAUAUUAGCAUUAAAUUCCUUGCCACUAGGAAACUCACCUUUGUCUUGUUUCAGCAUAUUCCCAUGUGUUCUUUAGGGUGUGAUAUGCAAUGAUGUUCAUCUUCUGUCAUUUCUACUAGUGCUACCUUUCCAAUUUUGUACUUUACCUCAGUUUUAUAGGACCUUUGAGUAAGAGCCAACUUUUCCAUGAAUCCUGAGAGAGGGGACGUGUAGAAUUAGUUUGCAACAUAAAAAAUAAAUGCCACCAUUUUCUUUGAGCUUGCAAUUGUGCUUAGUUGAUUCAGAGCCUCCGGAGGAAGAUGUGUAUGUGAACCAGAAUGAUGUAUUGAUCAGAUGUGAGCAUGGGGAGGGCAGCAGCAGGAAAAAAGUAAUUUUGCAGUCAAGAGCAUUGCUGUUUCCAAACUCAACAGAGAUUUGUUGGUAACUGGCAGCUGCCCAGGGAUCUGAGUGAAAUCAAUAUGUUCAUUUCCUAUUGUAUUAGUGUCUGCUGAUGUAAAUGAGCUGACAAGGCUUACUAACACUCACACAACUGAUAGAAAAAAUUAGUGCAGAGCUGAGGCAGAGGAGCUGAACACAGGGCAGCAUGACAAAACAGGUGUGCUUGUGGUUCAAAGUGCAGCCAAAAGGGGAUCAAGAGCACUUCAUGUUACAGGGCUCUCUGGGCCCCUGUUUUGAAUUCUUAUGAUCAUGCAUGCACACGUCUGUCGAUCUGAAAUGCUAAUUUGUUGAGGCAUUGUCUUUCUAAAUUAGUUAUAGCAUCUUUUAUGGAAGUUAUGCAGUUUAGUGUGGUGUGUCUUUUCUUGUAAAACAAAUACAGGAACAGAAGAGCUAUGGUGCUUGAGCCUUUAUUUUGUAUUUACAAUAGCUGUUCAUCUUCCAAGAUAUUACAUACUAAUUGCAUUCUCAAAAUAAACCUUGCAAUUUAGUAACAAA
Molecule: messenger RNA, 12294 nt
Organism: Tyto alba (common barn owl)
Lineage: Eukaryota; Metazoa; Chordata; Aves; Strigiformes; Tytonidae
Product: transducin-like enhancer protein 1
Exons: 20
Coding region: 76-2421 (781 amino acids)
Biological process (GO): regulation of DNA-templated transcription; negative regulation of canonical Wnt signaling pathway
Cellular component (GO): nucleus; transcription regulator complex
Molecular function (GO): protein binding; transcription corepressor activity
Source: RefSeq, a predicted model, not a curated record